GCAAAGCCAGAAAAGUUUCUCCUCCAGCCGCCUCCGAACUUCAUCAUUAGUACAAAUUAAGAAACUAUUUUUCGCUUCUUUCUUUGAAGUGUUGUCAAUUCUGAAAGGGAAUAGCUUUUAUUUUUCUUUGUGAGAAGAAUUUUGCAAACAUAAAAUGUGAUACAUGGCUUUGAAAAAGUUAUUUUAGAGAACUAGUGAAUUAGAACAUUAUGUUUUACUUAAUCGAAAACACGUAAUUAUUUAUUCUUCCGCAAUUCUCUUGCAAGUUUGACGUGCCAUAACAUCAUAUGCUGACUACUGCUUUUUAUUUAGACUUUAGAAAAAUUUUGUGACAAUCAUCUGUAUGAACUGAGAGAAUUGUAUUUAAAAUCAUUCCAAAUUGUGUUGAUAGUGGAACAAUGAGCAAUACUUUAUUAUUUCACUUCAGUGUGUUCGUUUAUUUGUUGCAACUGUUAUGUUGCUCAACUGCACAAGAGUAUGGAACGACAUUAACAUUAAAACAAGGACUAGUCAUUGGUAGGAUUUUAAAGACUUCAAAUGGACGAGAUUUUUAUGCUUUUCGAGGAAUACCUUAUGCCACACCGCCGAUAGGUCUACUCAGAUUUAAGGAACCGCUCAUGUACCCAGGCUGGGCAGGUACUUUGGAUGCUCGAGAUUAUAGGUCUGCCUGUCCACAGUGGGACUCUCAAGGACGAAUGAAGGGCGCCGAGGAUUGCUUGUUCAUCAAUGUGUUCACUCCAGGACUACCGACCACUGGGACAUUUUCACCUGUAACAUAUCCAGUAAUGAUCUUCAUUCAUGGCAAUUUUGAAGAAGGUUCAGCCAAUAUUUAUGGUCCAGAGAAACUCAUGGACAAAGGUGUCAUCCUUGUCACCUUCAACUACAGGAUUGGUUUAUUUGGUUUCUUAAGUUCCGGGGACGACGUCUGUCCGGGCAACAUGGGGAUGAAGGACCAAGUCCUGGCCAUCCGCUGGGUCCGGGAGAACAUCGACCGCUUCGGAGGUGACCCCAACGCCAUAACACUCUUUGGACAAGGAGCUGGAGCUGUGAGCGUUUUCUUGCACAUCCUAUCUCCUCAGAGUCAAGGGCUAUUUAAUAGAGCCAUCAUGCAAAGUGGUUCUGCAUUGUGUGAUUGGGCAUUAGAAGGUGAUCCUUACAACUUUGCCCGAGAGGUAGCGCAACGGCUCAGCUGUCCAACAGAUUCCUCAUCACUAGUAGAUUGCAUGCGUCAAAAACCAAUACUAGAUAUUCUAAAAGCGCAGAAAGAUAACAAGAUAUUCGGAGAUUACCCUCUUCGGUCUGUUCCUGUUGUAGAGAAAGCGGGAGACAACGCUUUCCUCCCUGAUACUCCCCAAAAUCUCCUGAAUGCAGGAAAUUUCCGACGAGUUCCUCUGAUGGCGGGCAUCAACAAGGACGAAGGAGCCUUCUUCUAUCCAUUGCUUCUUAAUACAUACCGCGACGCUCUACGAGAAAAUCCAAGCUUCUUGAGAACACACCUGUUACCUAUGUUCGUUCUAACAACUACUAACAUCAGAGGAAAUGUGGAUUCAGUAGCAGAGACCAUGGUUUUCGAGUAUUUUAAUCGCAUCAAUCAUUCCAAUGUUUCUCAAGUGUUACAUCCUUUCAUAAAUAUGUCGACUGAUGCCAUGUUUGUCGCUUGCAACGAUAUCACAGUACAUAACUAUGCAGCUACCGGUGCUCAGGUGUACAUGUAUACAUUCGAGUACAGAGGAGAGAACAGCCUUGUUGAAAUAGAUUAUGGAACGCCUCUAGCUUAUUUUGAUCCAGGGGUGUCACAUGGCGAUGAGUUAUUAUAUUUAUUUAAUCUGGAUGUGGACGGAUUAAGGCAACCUUCUUUGUUGGACAAUUUGGUAAGCGGACGUAUGGUUUCAUUAUGGACGGAUUUCGCAAAGUUUGGAGAAGCACCACAAUUCGUCAACUAUGAGUACCCGAAGUGGGAACCUUAUCGACCAGAAACCCAAUCCUACUACAGAAUAGAAAGGGACCUCCGAACUGAAUCCUUUUACAAGCAGCGUGCCGUUGACAUGUGGACGAGGCACCUUCCAUCACUAGGGCAUGACAAAUCCAACAAACAGUCCAUUGAUUCAAGACAAACGCGCAGAAAGUCUUUACAGAACUUUGGCUUGGGCGAUGGUCUCCGUUUCGAUUGCCUUGUUGGUGGUAGUCAUUGUCUUGUUAGUCGUACUUUAUAAUCAAAAAAGGAGUCAAAGUUUCAAAGCUAGUACAGAAAAUCAGUCCAGACUUUCCGGAUCUACUCUUUAUUAAGAGGAAGUGUCAGAAUAUUUCCUUGUGUACUUUUUGUUAUUCUUACGGUAUUCUAUUAAUGUCACAGGACACAAGACGAAAUUCUACAUUUUUAGGAUGAAUAGAUCUUUAUACAAGUUUCUCUUCUAACUACCCCAUUAUUUUAAAGUUUUUUUAACGACAACUCUAAGGACGCUAAAUUUUAUUCACAUUAUUGUUCUAUUUCUUUAUUAUUGGGCUGCGCGUCGAUUAAUGGCAGAAAUUCCACAGAUAGGUGUGGGAUAAUAUAUAGUGUAUGCAUAUAUAUAUAUAUAUAUAUAUAUAUAUAUAUAUAUAUAUAUAUACACACAAGUAACA
Messenger RNA from Uloborus diversus, 2622 nucleotides. RefSeq names its product esterase FE4-like. Lineage: Eukaryota; Metazoa; Arthropoda; Arachnida; Araneae; Uloboridae. The record is from RefSeq and is a predicted model, not a curated record.